This is a messenger RNA of Cylindrotheca closterium, 1449 nucleotides long. NCBI's taxonomy places the organism in Eukaryota, Bacillariophyta, Bacillariophyceae, Bacillariales, Bacillariaceae. The record is from the annotation of a GenBank genome assembly.
AUGUGGUCACCAUCAAACUCUCACACGCACACGAUGAUAAUGCUUGCGGUGGCAGUGCUGCUGCUGCUCCAGAAUGACAUCUCGUCAUCAGCAUCAGCAUCGUCGUCAGCAUCGGCAUCAGCAUCGGCAUCGUCAUUCGUAUCAUCAUGGAUUCCUACUGCCAACGCUUGGCAAAUAAACUCUCUUCCAAGACGGCAAACAUCCCUUCAUCUAUCAUCGCGUCCUGCCGAUGACUUUCUUGCUACACCACCACCACCACCACCGCCACCACCACAACGUCAAGAGCAAUCACACAAAUCGAGGCCAUCCUUGAACGAAAUGGACGAUGCUGGGAGGAUUCUUACAUCGUCAUUAUCGACGAGUAUGCGCACCGACAACAGUGUAUUCAACAGGGACGAACUGAACAAUGAAUCGUCCACUACAACCGCCACCGCAAUGGCAACAACGCAAACCGAAUUCACUCCCUUCCAACAGGCUGUCCGAGCACUUGUCGGUCUGGGGACCAUUGGAUACAUGAUCAAUCCAGAACCAGGUGACAACUUGAUCGAGUCAGUCUAUUCUGCCAUUUACCACUGGGAUUUGGCCAGUACUCCCCUCUUUGAAGCCAAAGUUGCCGUCAUGGGCUUUUUGAUUCCCAUUGUUGGGUUCAGUUCCUUGCAUUUGCUACUGGGUGAAACAACAACCAAGGCAUCUCGAUUUGAUGGCCAAAUGCCAACAAAACCCUUUGAAUGGGCCGAAGUGGAGAAUUGGAACUUGGCCUUCAAUCCAGUAACUGCCUAUCUUGGCAGCAUAUGGAUCUAUCACCAAUUUGUGCAUCCCCAUGCGGGAUUGCCCGAAAUGGCACCGACCUUGGGCGUCUUUGCCAUGGAAACGUUAUUUGGGGUUUGGUUGUACGAUUUGGUAUUCUUUCCCAUUCAUUACUUGAUGCAUCAUUCCAAAUGGGGCAAACUACGAAAGGUUCAUGGAUACCAUCAUCGGGUCACCAGUCAUUCACUAAAUGCCUUGGAGACAGUCCAGCAUUCGUAUUUGGAUGGCUUUUUGCAAGUCGCCGUCAAUGUCUUGGUCCAACAAAUAUCACCCUUUGGUGGAUUUGGACACAAGCAUUUUCUUUCGAGAUUGGCACACAACCUUGUGGUUACCUAUCUAUUGACGGAAGCGCAUUCGGGAUAUGAUUUGCCGUGGAUGUCCCAUCGAAUCUUUCCCGAAAUUCUCGGUGGAUCGCCACUCCACGAGGGUCAUCAUCAUGAUGGACGGGUCUACUACCAACAAUACUUUAAAUAUCUCGACGACUUUUUUGGUUUCACCAAGGAAGAUUUGGAACGGGAAAAGGAAGAAAAGUUGUUGUUACGGGAACAACAACAACAACAACAAUACCAACCACGAGUGCAAGAAGAAGAACCAAUGUCAUUGGUGCUGACAGCAACUACGGACAAACCAGAAUCAAUUUAA